CUGUUUGUGUUGUGUUUAUACUAGAACACAGUUGCAAAGUGCUGCUCUUCCUGGAGUCAGUGUGAAAUCCCUUCCAGUAGCUCCAGUUUUCCACAUGUUCUCCGGUUCCCUUCCCUUCCAGCUGGAAAAAGUGGGUGUUAACGGCAUGUCAUAACAAGACAGACCCGACUGGCUCAGACUAGUUUUCAUAGUUUCACUUCUUUAAAUGGCAGAAACUCCGCUGCCGCCGCCGCUGAGACGAGAAAAUGGCACAGAAAGGAGUUGAGCUGGAUUCAGAGAAGCUAUCUUGUUCGAUCUGUCUGGAUCUGCUGAAGGAUCCGGUGACUAUUCCCUGCGGACACAGCUACUGCAUGGAGUGUAUUAAGGACCACUGGGAUGUAGAGGACUGGAGGGGAAUCUGCAGCUGCCCUCAGUGCAGGAAGACGUUUAAAACGAGGCCUAACCUGGACAAAAACGUCCUGUUGGCAGAGUUCAUGGAGGACCUGAAGAAGACCGGACUCCAAGCUGCUGCUGGACCUGAAGAUGUGUCCUGUGACGUCUGCAUGAAGAGGAAGAUGAAGGCUGUCAAGUCCUGCUUCGUCUGUCUGGCCUCUUACUGUGAGAAACACCUCCAGCCUCACUAUGAGUCUCCACCUUUUAAGAAGCACAAGCUGGCAAGGCCCUCCAGGAACCUCCAUGAGAACAUCUGCUCCCGCCAUCACAAGCUGAUGGAGAUUUUCUGUCGCACCGAUCAGCUGUUGCUCUGUUCUCUCUGCUGUGUGGAGGAGCAUAAAGGCCACGACGUCGUCUCAGCUGCAGCGGAGAGGACCGAGAGGCAGAAACAGCUGGAGGCGAGUCGACAAAACGUCCAGCAGAGGAUCCGGGGCAGAGAGAACGACGUGGUGCUGCUCCAGCAGGAGGUGGAGGACAUCAACGACUCUGCUGACAAAGCAAUGGAGGAGAAUGCCAAGAUGUUCUGCAAGCUGAACUGUCUCAUCCAGAAAAGGAGCGCUGAGGUGAAGCAGCAGAUCACGUCCCGGCAGGAGGCUGAAGUGAGUCGAGUCAGUAAGCUUCAGGAGAAGCUGAAGCAGGAGAUCAGCGCUCUAAAGAAGAAAGACACUGAGAUGAAGCAGCUCCUGGACACAGACGAUCACACCCAGUUUCUUCACGACUACCUCCCAGUGUCGACCGUCGGCGAGUCCACACCCGUCAGCAUCCCUCCUCGGAUUCGCUUCCAGAAGGUGACAGCAGCGGUGUCAGACGUCAGCGCUAAAGUCCGGGACAUUCUGAAGAACAUGUGGACACACAGUCCACCGAGAGCCGUCAAAGCAGAAGUUCUACCACCACAGCCAGAACCAGAACCAAAAACCAGAGCUGGAUUCUUGGAAUAUUCACGCGACAUCACUCUGGAUCCAAACACAGCACACAAACUGCUGGUGUUGUCCGAGGAAGACAGGAAAGCAACCGUGGUGAAGCAGCAGCAGCCUUAUUGUGACCAUCCAGACAGAUUCACUGAGCAGCAGCAGGUCCUGAGCAGAGAGGGUCUGACCGGACGCUGCUACUGGGAGGUGGACGUCAGAGGGUUGGGCGUCGUCGUAGCGGCUUCGUACAGGAAAAUCAGCCGAGCGUCUGACAGUGAAUUUGGACGUUGUAAAAAUUCUUGGGCUUUGUUUUGCUUCAGAGACAGUUGUGUGUUUUUGCACGACAGCACUAAAAUUCUCAUCUCGCGUUCCGACUCCACCAGAGUCGGAGUGUUCCUGGACCACAGAGCAGGUCUUCUGUCCUUCUACAGAGUCUCUGAAAGCAUGACUCUCCUCCACAGAGUCCAGACCUCGUUCACCAAGCCGCUACACGCCGGAGUUCGACUUUUCUGUGGAUCCAGUGCUGAGUUCGUUAAGCUCAGAUAGACCGAAGUCAUUCAGAGGAGAGCCGGCGAACAAGUUUUACUUUUCAGCGCUGUACACUGUAAAACAGGGCUGUCAAACAUGCGGCCCGCGGGCCAAAACCGGUCCUCCAGAGGGUCCAAUCCGGCCCUCAAAGUUUAAAAAUUACAGAGAAGACAUUAACUGCAGAUUGUAAAUUCGUAAAAGUAUAAAUUUAAAAUAAUUUCUAGAUCAUGCCAAGUUGUUUUGAUCAUAAAGUAAAGUACUAGAUUGUUCAUUUGUCAUUUUAUGUCACAUUUUGUAAUAUUUUAUCUUGUUUUUGUUGUUUUUUUUUGUCUGGGUUUUAUCGUUUGUCUCAUGUUUUUGUCAUUUUGUUUCUCAUUUUUGUCGUUUUGUGAUUUCUUUUUGUCUCCCUUGUGUUUUUGUCUCAUUUCUGUCCUUUUGUUUCUCACUUUUGUCAUUUUUUGUCCCGUUUUUGUCAUUUGUCAAUUUUUUUUUGUCGCUUUGUAACUUUUUUGUUUAUUUUUUUUUGUCUCUUUUGCCUUGUUUCAUGUCAUUGAUCUAAUUUUUUGUCAUUUUGUGUCUCAUUUUUGUAAUAUUUUUGUCUUGUUUUUGUCGUCUCUUGUUUCGCUUGUGUCGUUUGUCUAAUUUUUUGUCGCUUCGUAACUUUUAUGUCUAAUUUUUUGACUCUUUUUUGUUUUGUUUCGUGUCGUUUGUCUAAUUUUUUUGGCAUUUUGUUUCUCGCUUUUGUCGUUUUGUGUCUCAUUUUUGCAAUAUUUUGUCUUUUUGUUGUUUUUGUCUUUUUUAAAGUAAAAUAUUAGAUUGUUCAGUAACUAAAUGUUUUGUGCUUUUGUAAACACACUGAUCCGUAAGUUGUAAUGUGUAAAUAAUAAACUGAGGCAUAAUCAAGUUGUUUAUAAAGUUCCGUUUAAAGAUAGUUCCUUAAAUGUUACCAUUUUCAGAAUAUACUUUCUUUUUUUGCACUAAAGCAAAGGGGAGUAAAUUGGAGUUGUGGUUAUUUAUAGGUUUUUAUGCUGUGAUUUUACUGGUCGUUUGAGAUCAAUCUGUGUGAAUGUGGCCCCUGAACUAAAAUGAGUUUGGCACCCGUGAAUUAAAGCUUUGUUUUUUUGGCGUUUAUUUUAAAAUUCCAGCUUUGUUCUGCUACUACGGCAUGGAAAACAGACAAUAUGAUAACCGUCUGCUCCAUCAUCUCCAAAUAGGAGCUCGGUUUUGAUGCCGCGAUGACAGAUGCCUUUAUUAUCCUCCAGCAGCAGUUUUUAGUUUGCUUUCAAAUCCCCCUGUAUGCACGGCUGACUCAAUAAGACACUAAAUUAGCUCUGAAUAACGGGAGCAAAGAGAGUAGGUAGAUAAUAUGACAAGAGAUAAAACUUUGUCAAGCAUUCACGGCUCGACAAAGGCGAGUGUUUCCAGAGCCACCCACAGUUGUGCACAUGCUGGGUGGGAACUGAAGCUUAUUUUUCUCAGCGGCGGCUCCAGCCAGCCGUGGUCUGAGUAAUAAAAUGCCUAAUUUCAGCUCUUGUGUUCUGAAAAAACCUGCCAUUCCUCACAACUCUGCAGAGGAGAAGUUCACAGUUAUUUAUGAGGAGAUGGAGCGAACAGGUGGUGGGUUUUUUGGGAUAUCUGCAUCGCUGUGGUCAGCUGUGGUUUUCUGGCUUUUGUUGGGCGAAAUGAAAGAAUACAGACGGCAAAAUGAAAGUGUUUAGGAUACAGUAGACACAGCAGGCCUGCAUCUGUCUUUCUUUCAUGAAGGAGAGAAGCAGUAUUUGAAAUUCCG
Acanthochromis polyacanthus (spiny chromis) is the source of this 3657-nucleotide messenger RNA. RefSeq names its product E3 ubiquitin/ISG15 ligase TRIM25-like. NCBI's taxonomy places the organism in Eukaryota, Metazoa, Chordata, Actinopteri, Pomacentridae. Gene Ontology annotation, molecular function: protein binding; zinc ion binding. Bases 246 to 1886 code for a protein of 546 amino acids. The record is from RefSeq and is a predicted model, not a curated record. The transcript has a single exon.